AUGGAAAACAUUGUACCAACAAAUAUACUGAUUCUGUUUUCUCGAUGGAAACUAUUACAAACUCUCCUCUAUUUUUCUUCCCCAUCAACUUCCAAGCUCUUCAUCAAUGGCAUCAACCUAGAAAACGCUGCUUCAAUUUCAAUAUUCCGAUCAGGGUUAGUCGGUAUUGAACUGGGUAAUUGUCCAAUUUAAUAAUAUUUGAAAUCUUGUCAUUUUUGUUUAAGGGUGAUCAAUUUGCGAUUAGGGUAGUCAAAUUUUUGAUACUAGAGGGAUGGAGGCUAAACUUCUCCAAAGCAUUCAACCUUGCAAAUGGGCGGAUACCGAAAAUUCUAGGGUCCGGAUGAUGUUCAUGAAUGCACAAUCAAAUAAGAGAGUUUUGGCUCUUCCUAAACGGUAUCGACCGAAGGUUUUCAGUUGCUUGAAGAACUCCCCGGGUUCUGUGUUGGAGUCUGGUGGCUUUCCUGCUUCAGAGUCCUUGGUUUUGAAGAAAAAGUCAGCAGAGAUAGAGAAUUAUCUGAAUGGACGCUGCAUUUUCCUUGUUGGUAUGAUGGGCUCUGGAAAAACAACUAUUGGCAGGACUUUGUCUGAAGCACUUGAUUAUUCAUUUUCUGAUAGUGACUUAUUGGUGGAGCAGAAAGUGGGGGGAACGUCUGUUGCUGAAAUCUUCAAGCAACACGGGGAAGGCUUUUUUAGAGACAAAGAGACUGAGGUGUUAAAGGACCUAUCUAUGAUGCAUCGGUUUGUUGUUUCCACUGGUGGAGGGGCUGUUAUAAGGCCCAUCAAUUGGAAACAUAUGCGAAGUGGUAUUAGUGUUUGGUUAGAUGUACCGUUGGAGUGCUUAGCACGGAGGAUUUCAGCAGUUGGGACCGGCUCUCGUCCUCUGCUGCAUGGAAAAUCAGGGGAUGCUUACUCUCAGGCUUUGACACGCUUGUCCUCACUACUAGAAGAGAGGGGUGAAGCAUAUUCUAAUGCUAACACCCAUGUUUCUUUGGAACACAUCGCAUCGAAACUAGGGUAUGUAAAUGUAGACAAUCUUAGUCCAACUGUUAUUGCAAUCGAGGUGCUUGUUCAAAUUGAGAGCUUUCUCAAAGGAUGAUGGCUUUGCCGUAUAUCACCUACAUUUAAGUAUGCAGUAUGCUUCUGUACAUGUUUUUUCAGUGUUGUAUCUUUAGUUCAUUGCAUUAGUGAGUUUAGCAACGGCGUGCUUUAAUAUGUGGCAUUUUGUUCGAGUGUAAUACCAUUUUUUGUUCCCGUGUAAUGCACGAUAUGUUCGAGGUUUGGUCAUGGAUAUUUAGUAUAGGCUUACUGUAUAUUUUGUUCUACUAUUAAGAGAUUUGAACUGUUGUGAGCGCAACAUAAGUUUCAGAAUUGUGGCCUUGCAAGUCGAUACGAUAUAACUGUGAUUGUAUGAUGAAUUCCUAAAUUAUUUAUACUCUAGGAAAUAUAUUAGAAUAUAUUAGUUUC
Messenger RNA from Spinacia oleracea (spinach), 1464 nucleotides. Its product is annotated as shikimate kinase 1, chloroplastic-like. The transcript is spliced from 11 exons. Gene Ontology annotation, cellular component: chloroplast; cytosol. The record is from RefSeq and is a predicted model, not a curated record. Gene Ontology annotation, molecular function: shikimate kinase activity. Bases 272 to 1096 code for a protein of 274 amino acids. NCBI's taxonomy places the organism in Eukaryota, Viridiplantae, Streptophyta, Magnoliopsida, Caryophyllales, Amaranthaceae.